CUUAUUCAUCAACAUUAGAGCGCAAAACAGUUUGGAUAAAGCAAAAUUCUAAUUCGAAUUCGAAUUCGGAACCCGAGAUUUGACAUUGAUGAUACCCCUUUUCACAUUAUUGUUGUUGGAUAAGAGUACAACUUUCUAUUACGAGUUUUCUUAUCUCUUCAUAUUGUUCUUCGCUUGAUUUUUUUUUUUUUUUUUUGAUAGGUUUUUGUUAUCUUGCAAAAAUGCUGGCAACUUCAGCAGCUUCAACUCCUACCAAUUCCUAUUCUUUAACUAUCAAUCCUAUCUCUAACAACAAUGUUAAGAAACCCAGAAAACAUAAACCAAGAUACAAUAACCCACAUCUAACUAAUCCUAACAAAGGCAACAAUCUUUCAUUUUUAGCUUCAUCUUCAACCCCACUUCUUCCAAUCAAACAAAUCCCAGAAAAUCAAACUAGAAUUGAAGCUCUUGAUGCAGUUAUUCGUGAUCUUGAAGAAGCAAGACUCAAAAAUGGCAUCAUUGUUGAUACUCAAACUUAUUGUUCACUUCUUGAAACUUGCUUCCGAUUGAAGGCCGUUGAUCAUGGGAUUCGAAUUCACCGAUUAAUCCCACAAAAGAUUUUGAGCAAAAAUGCUGGGGUUGUGUCAAAAUUGCUUAGGUUGUAUGCCACUAAUGGCCGUAUUGAGGAAGCACACCAACUGUUUGAUGAAAUGCCUAGGAGAGAUGACUCUGCUUUUGCUUGGAAUUCUCUUAUUUCUGGGUAUGCUGAGUUGGGUUUGUUUGAGGAUGCUCUUGCAAUUUACUUUCAGAUGGAAGAAGAGGGUGUUGAGCCUGAUAGUCAUACUUUUCCUCGAGCUUUGAUGGCUUGUGGUGGAAUCGGGUCGAUUUGUGUUGGGGAGGAAUUACAUAGACAUGUUGUUCGAUAUGGAUUUUUCGAUGAUGUGUUUGUGUUGAAUGCUCUUGUAGACAUGUAUGCUAAAUGUGGUGACAUUGUGAAAUCUAGGAAAGUAUUUGACAAGAUUGUUUACAAGGAUUUGGUUUCGUGGAAUUCGAUGAUCCUAGGCUAUCUUAACCAUGGAUUAUUAACAAAGGCAAUGGAGAUAUUCCAUGACAUGCUUAAUGCUGGAUAUGAGCCCGAUCAUGUUACCAUAUCAACAGUUGUCUCUAGGACUUCAUCGUUGAAAAUUGGAGGCCAAAUGCAUGGUUGGGUACAUCGUCGAGGUCUAGAAUGGAGUUUGCCUAUCACAAAUUCUCUGAUUGUUUUUUACUCCAAUCAUGGCCUUUUGGAUCAAUGCAGGUGGUUGUUUUCCCACAUGCCAGGAAAGGAUAUUGUCUCAUGGAAUUCGAUCAUAUCUGCUCAUAAAAAUAAUGUUCGAGCAUUAACAUAUUUUGAGCAGAUGGAGAACACUGGUGCAACACCUGACGCAAUCACAUUCGUUGCUCUGUUAUCAGCUUGUGCACAUCUAGGUUUGGUAAAUGAAGGGGAGUCUUUCUUCUCACAGAUGACAGACGAGUAUGAAAUCACCCCGAUAAUGGAGCAUUAUGCUUGUUUGGUAAACCUUUACGGAAGAGCAGGGUUGAUACAUGUAGCUUAUGACAUUAUAACAAGGAAAAUGGAGUUUGAGGCUGGUCCAACAGUAUGGGGAGCUUUGCUGUAUGCUUGUUUCCUACAUGCCAAUGCAGAAAUAGGCGAGCUUGCUGCUCAGCAUCUUUUUGAUCUGGAACCCGAUAAUGAGCAUAACUUUGAAUUGCUAAUAAGGAUUUAUGACAAAUUGGGUCGAUCAGAUGAUUCUGAAAGAGUGAGAACAAUGAUGGUAGACAGAGGUUUAGACUCAUAGAUAGCAUGAAAAUUUGACUGCUUUAAACUCUCGGAUGAUGAUGGUAGACACAGGUAUACCUGAACCUCCCCUCUAGUUUCUCAGCCUAAGUAACCGUCCUGAUACCGGAGAGAAUUCCGAUCCACGGAAACGUACUCACUGAAUGUUGCUUGCAGGAAGAUCAUUGUUGCAGGUUGUUUUCUUCUUUUAUUACUACUAUUACAAAGUAUCAUACUUCAUUGCUUGUAACACUGAAACUGUACAUAAUUGGCAAGUUGCUAAGAAAGUCUAUAUUAAUAAGAUGUGAUUGUUGUAUGGGA
Chenopodium quinoa (quinoa) is the source of this 2116-nucleotide messenger RNA. Its product is annotated as pentatricopeptide repeat-containing protein At4g25270, chloroplastic-like. The transcript has a single exon. NCBI's taxonomy places the organism in Eukaryota, Viridiplantae, Streptophyta, Magnoliopsida, Caryophyllales, Amaranthaceae. The record is from RefSeq and is a predicted model, not a curated record. Gene Ontology annotation, biological process: RNA modification. Gene Ontology annotation, molecular function: protein binding; RNA binding. Bases 222 to 1817 code for a protein of 531 amino acids.